AUGGCCAUGCAUCAUCUCCUCCUCCUCGUCCUCGUGGCUUCCAUCCUCCAGGCGGCCUCCUCCACCACAGCCAACUCGACGGCAGAUGCUGCGAGCGCAACGGCAUACGACAUCCUCGAGCAAAACCAGCUCCCGCGUGCCCUACUGCCGUUGGGCGUGAAGUCCUACGUGCUCCACGAGGGCGUUCUCACGGUGACGCUCCCGGGUGAGUGCAACUUCUUCCUCACACUUGGCGGCGACCAAUAUCACUUCAAGUAUGGAAGCAGCAUCGGCGGGGUUAUCAAGCCCGGAUCCAUAACCGAGGUGCAUGGCGUGAGGGUGUUUGUCAAGACCGAGUGGCUUGGGUUCGCCGGGGUCAAGCGCGUCGGUGACCAGCUCACCUUAGACGUCCAGGGAAACUUGCAGACGUUCCCUGUCAGCAGCUUCACACAGAGCCCCAAAUGCAACUAA
Molecule: messenger RNA, 450 nt
Organism: Lolium perenne
Lineage: Eukaryota; Viridiplantae; Streptophyta; Magnoliopsida; Poales; Poaceae
Source: RefSeq, a predicted model, not a curated record